Molecule: messenger RNA, 809 nt
Organism: Dufourea novaeangliae
Lineage: Eukaryota; Metazoa; Arthropoda; Insecta; Hymenoptera; Halictidae
Product: coiled-coil domain-containing protein 86
Exons: 3
Coding region: 49-525 (158 amino acids)
Cellular component (GO): nucleolus
Source: RefSeq, a predicted model, not a curated record
UCGGUUGUUUACAUACGAAAAAGUCGCCACUAAUUAAAAGACUUAGCUAUGGGUGAAGAAACGGAAACCAUUGAAAAAGUCAUGACAAUGGAGGACAUUCUCAGUAACACUUCUGUUGAGACUAACACAGGUGCCUCAAAUACAAAACAGUUAAGGUCUAAGAAAGAGAAGUCACUGGAAGAACAGAUUCCAAAGGGCAAACCUAAAUCUGGCAGAAUAUGGAAGAACCAGAAACAACGAUUUUCUUCUAUUGUUAAGACUCGUGGUACACGCCUGUCUUUUGAGAAGAAACAGAAGUUGAGAGAUGAUUUGAAACGGGUAAAAGAAAUGUCCAGAGCGAUUAAAGCACAGAAAGAAGCAGAAAAGGAAGCUAAAAAGCAAAGGAGAAUUGUAAACCUGAAACGUGCUGAAGAAAACCGCAAGAAGAGCGAAGUUGUCCAAGUGAUCACAAAUACUGCGAAACUGAAGAAGAUAAAGAAGAAACACCUUAGAACAAUAGAAAAGAGGGAUACUCUCAAGUUAUAAAAAUGUUUAUUAAGUAAGGCCUUAUUGUAAUUUAUUAUACAGGGCGAUUCUCCCGCCGCGCAAACCGAAGGCCGGGCCACUCUAAAGAAUCACCGUUUCGGCGCACUUGCAUGCGUGAUCCCCAUGUCAUUGACAGUGAGGAUCGGUUGACAAAUUACACGUACGCGGCGGUUCUUUAGGACAGCACAUCCUUUGGUUUACGCAGCGGGAGAAUCAACCCUGUAUACGACUAAUUCCACAGAUUGUAAAAUAUUGUAAUAAAAAAAUUGUUAAUAAUACUUUUA